Messenger RNA from Synchytrium microbalum, 1056 nucleotides. RefSeq lists its product as uncharacterized. Gene Ontology annotation, cellular component: endoplasmic reticulum. The transcript is spliced from 7 exons. Bases 1 to 1056 code for a protein of 351 amino acids. The record is from RefSeq and is a predicted model, not a curated record. Lineage: Eukaryota; Fungi; Chytridiomycota; Chytridiomycetes; Synchytriales; Synchytriaceae. Gene Ontology annotation, molecular function: misfolded protein binding; protein-folding chaperone binding.
AUGAAACGCAAACAGUACUACUCAAACAACGCGGGCUACCUUACGCUUUCCUAUUGGGCUUCCCAACUAGAGCAAGAGUUCGACGGAUUGUCUGACAUGGAUUUCACUCUGCUCCAAAACAUUGUUCUGUGGAAUGUGAUUCCCAAUUUUGCUACAAAGACUGUGAUGUGGUUUUACUAUCGUUUCAGAGGAAAGACCCCGCCUACUGAGAAUAGUCCACGUUAUCGGCAAGACUACUCCUUCUUCUAUACGCUGGUUGUUGUCGGCUACUUGCUGUUCACAUUUGUGCAGGUGGUUUAUGAUUUGCCUCCAAACUUGUAUACCAAACUCGGCGUGACUGUUUAUACUCCUGACGCAGAGCUCAAGGCUGCUUAUCGUAAAAUCUCAUUGAAGUAUCACCCAGACAAGGUGUCUGAGGAAUUUGCUCCUGAUGUGCAGCAUAAUAUGUAUCUUGGAAUGCGAAAGGCAUACGAUGUUCUCAAGGAUCCAACGCGUCGUGCUGCUUACGACAAACUCGGUGACGCCGUAUUUGAUUGUACACACUGCACGACAGAAAGAGACUAUAUCCUCCAUGCUCUGCAGCAUUACUCCAUGUAUUAUAUUAGUACUGGUCUCAUGUUUUUGGCUAGCAAUUUUCUAGGACGUGCUCAUUAUGGUAGUUUUGCUCGCUUUGUCGGAUUGCUUCUCUUAGCUUCCAUCGAAGGAGCCAUGAGGUUUAGAACAGAUCCAACCAGCUUUGUCUUCACAGAGUACACCACCGCAGAUCGAGUCGUCAUGCUCCGUCAAAUAGUGUUUUGCUUCUUUAUAGCCUUGUCGACAGCAGGACCAGUAGUCUUUCCAGAAAAGAUCAAGCCUGUUCGACAAGCCAUACAAGAAGUAUCCGCAAUGGUUGAACUAUUGGGUAAAGAAGCAGCUGCAUCUUUCCAAUCAGUGUUUGAGCCAUUCAAAGGAGAUGCAGAAGCUCAACGAGAUCUGCAGAGGAAGAUGGAGAAGCUGGCUGUGGAAUUACGUCUGCGAGAUACAGACCCAGAAUAUCGAAACCUGUACAAGUAUUAG